Molecule: messenger RNA, 1008 nt
Organism: Quercus robur (English oak)
Lineage: Eukaryota; Viridiplantae; Streptophyta; Magnoliopsida; Fagales; Fagaceae
Product: (S)-scoulerine 9-O-methyltransferase-like
Exons: 3
Coding region: 1-1008 (335 amino acids)
Biological process (GO): methylation
Molecular function (GO): S-adenosylmethionine-dependent methyltransferase activity; O-methyltransferase activity; protein dimerization activity
Source: RefSeq, a predicted model, not a curated record
AUGACUCUAAGAGCUGCAAUUGAGCUAGACAUCUUCAAUAUCAUUGCCAAUGCAGGUUCUGAAGCUCAACUUUCUGCAGCUGAGAUUGUUGAGAAGAUCCCAACAACCAAUCCGAGUGCGGCUAUCACUUUGGACCGGAUACUAAGGCUGCUCAGCGUAAACUCUCUCUUGUCAAUGUCUCAAAGGCCAUGCCAAAGUGGGGAAUAUGUCACACAUCAGGAAAUGUGCUAUGGCCUAACACAGUUAACUCGUCACUUAGCAACUAAUAAGGACGGAGUUUCCUCGGCCUCGACGGUACUCUUUUUAAGUGAAAGAAUGAUGGUUGAACCCCUAUACAUGCUUAAGAACAUGGUGCUUGAACCAGAGUGCAAGCCUUUCUACUCUACCUAUGGUGCAAAUUUUUAUGAGCACAUGGCAAAGGAGCCAAAGUUUGAUAAACUAUUCCAAGAAUUUAUGACACAUAGCGCAAAACUAUUCUUGAAUGAGGUACUUAAGGUGUAUCGUGGCUUUGAAGAGGUAAAGGAGUUGUUGGAUGUAGGGGGCGGCAUGGGAACUUCUCUUGGGAACAUAAUUUCUAUGUAUCCCCACAUUCAUGGAAAAAAUUUUGACUUACCCAAUGUAAUUAGUGUUGCGCCCAAGCUAUCAGGUGUGGAGCAUAUCAGUGGAAAUAUGUUUGAAUCUUUACCAAGAGCUGAAGCAAUUUUAUUGAAGUGGAUACUCCAUAACUGGGAUGAUGAACACUGCAAGAAGUUGUUGAAAAAUUGUUGGGAAGCAUUGCCAAUUCAUGGGAAAGUGAUAGCAUUGGAAACUCUAAUCCCUCAAGCAUUGGGAAACGACUUCACCUCAGUGAAUACAAUAAUUGAUGACUUCUACAUGAUGCUCUUCCAUGAGGGCAAGGUUCGAACAUUAGCUGAAUUUGAGACCCUAGGAAAAGCUGUAGGGUUUGCUCAAACAAAGAUAUUCGCGAUUGGUCAAGGCAUUAAUGUUAUUGAAUUUCUUAAAAAUUAA